Molecule: messenger RNA, 1902 nt
Organism: Oreochromis niloticus (Nile tilapia)
Lineage: Eukaryota; Metazoa; Chordata; Actinopteri; Cichliformes; Cichlidae
Product: opioid growth factor receptor-like protein 1
Exons: 9
Coding region: 51-1514 (487 amino acids)
Cellular component (GO): membrane
Molecular function (GO): opioid growth factor receptor activity
Source: RefSeq, a predicted model, not a curated record
UGUGAAGUGAGUAAGGGAAAGCGAAACAGACUGACCGAUUAUCUUCACGCAUGAGGGUUAUGUCGGUGCUGUGUCGCUGCUGUAAAGUAAUAAUGCUUUGGUUCGGAUACAAUGGGUUUCGCUCGCUUUGGGACUGGAUAGUGCGCCACAGGAAUCCUUUACUGCUCUUGCUUUUCCCAUUGGUGGUGUUUAGAUAUUUAACUUAUUCAAAGAAAGGCGGAAAUGAAUCUGAAACAAGCGAUGACAACACACGUCCACCCAAGAAUUCACUUGACGACGAAGAGAGGGCUAUUAGUCCCGGACAGAAGAGGCCCUCAGAGGAAGGUGGGGUGCCCGUGAGCAAGCGAGCAAGGUCUAACCAAGAGGACUUUCAAAAUGAUCGAUCUGAGACCGUUGAUGAAACUGUUUCUAUGGUACACUCAAAUGAGUCUGACAUACGCACAGAAAACGAAGUUGACGAAGGGAAGAAGCUGACAGGGCCGGAAGAAGAGUUUGACAGCACAGAGUAUCGAGUUCACACUACCGAUGAAUUCUACUGCGACUAUGAUUCAACCUGGGAGACCGACCCGAAUGAGGAGAGCCCACCCAGCAGGAUCAGACAGACAACAAACUCCAACCAUUACAAGUUCAGCAGAUUUGAACGUGCUGCGAGAGACAUGCAGAACUACAGACAUGACUACCCUAACCAACUCAAGACACAGCACAGGAAGAAGAACACAAAUGAGAAUCCUAACCUGAAUUUCUACCUUGGAAAGAAACGAUCGUUGCCAGACGGUGUCUACAUAACUGAUAUCCAUGAAAAAUGGUACGGAGACUAUGAAAGACUUGAGUAUGUGCACACAUAUAUUCAGUGGUUGUUCCCACUGCAAGAACCAGGAGUGAACUAUGAGGCCAGUACACUGACAAAGGAAGAAAUUACGGAUUUUCUUAAUCACAGCAUUGCAAAGGAAAACCUGCUGAAGUCGUACAAGCUCAUGUUGGACUUUUAUGGUAUCGUGUUGUGUGAUGAAAAAACUGGAGAAGUCAGGAGAGCAGAGCACUGGGAAGAGAGAUUUCACAACCUUAACAGUCACACACACAACAACCUGCGCAUCACUCGCAUCCUGAAGUGUCUGGGAACCCUGGGUUACCCUCACUACCAAGUCCCUCUGGUCCACUUCUUCCUGGAGGAGACUCUGGUCAACGGACAACUUCCAAACAUCAGGGACAGCGUCCUCAGCUACUUUUUGUUUGCUGUACUUGAUAAGACACAGCGCAGAAAUCUCAUCAAGUAUGCAUAUUUGAACUAUGAGCCUAAAGAUGAGUUUGUGUGGUGCCCAAAGAAAAUCCAAAAAUUGUGGUCAAUGCAGUCCAAGGCAGCAAAGGAAGAGGCCGCUGACUCUCUGGGGUCACAGGAGGACACUCUGAUUUCUGACAGUGAAGCACAAGAAGAGGAAAACCUGUCUGCAGAUGAGUCGUGUAACAGUGCAGAGUCUCACGAGGAUGAAGAAACCUUCAGCCAUAAUGAAGAUUGAUUGAUGACAAUGAAAAGAUUAUGAAUAAUACUGAUAAAUUGCACUGAAGUAUGGAGUGAUUUAGUUCAACACUGUAGAUCUUAGAUUACUAGCAGGUUAUUGUGGUUUACACACUGAGUCAAAGGGCUUGAUUCUUUAUAGAAUUGUUUGUUUAUUUCAUUAUUUACAACUUAAGGUUUGGAUUUUUAUUCGCAAUUAAUUCUUUUUCUGAACAAAAAAAAUGAAGCGAUCUGAAAUGGAUGCAUGUUUUACACAAAAUUCAAGGGUUAAUGUUAUUGUGUGACUAUGUGGGAUUAAUUAAUUACUAUAAUUGCUCAGUGAUGAAUGUAUUUUAAAUGUUUUUGCGUUCUUGUGUCUAGAAUUAAAACAUUCUCAUUCAGAAAGUUCA